This is a messenger RNA of Ambispora gerdemannii, 514 nucleotides long. The record is from the annotation of a GenBank genome assembly. Lineage: Eukaryota; Fungi; Glomeromycota; Glomeromycetes; Archaeosporales; Ambisporaceae.
AUGGGUAUAGAUUCGGUCAUUAGUGCGUUUAAUGCCAUUGCUGUCACGAACCAAAGCGGAAUCCUUGGAGCAAACUGGUCUUCUGUGCAGGCGUCAAAACAAUCCAAGAAUAAUAAUGCUGGUGACGGAAAACGACCUGUUGUGAAUCAACAACCAUCACAACAAAAGCAGAAUAAUAAUAGUAGUGCUGGUUCUGGUCGUAGUAAUAAUAAUAACACUAAUAAUAAUGUAGGUGGUGCUGCUGGUCAACCAAUCUACAACCAACCACCUAAUCAGGUUCAAAAACCUAUUAAUAGUAGUUCCCAACCAGUGAUUCCACAAUCACAAAAUACUACGACGACAGCUGCUUCAGUCGAUGUCAGAAUCUCGGCUUGGCAUACGUUGGCUGCGCCGGAUGCCAAGACCAAAGAUGGAUUGGGUACCGGGCAGCUGCAUCGUAAAGGAAAAAAUUACAGGCCCGUUUCCGAGGCAGAAGUGUUGAGGAUUCAGAAAAAAGGACCACCUCCUAAAAAAG